ACUUGGAAUAUAAAGCGCACCUCUACCGCUGUCCUCUUUUACUUCUACCCCAAUUCGUCGUGCCUACUCAACUUCAACCACACACAAGCACAGCAAAAUGAAGUACACGACUGUCUGCGCUGCGUUCUUUGCGGCCGUUGCCGCCGCAUCUGAUGUCAAGCAACUGAAGACCGACAACUUCAAGAGCUUCAUCGAGGAGAACGACCUCGUCCUUGCUGAGUUCUUCGCACCAUGGUGCGGCCACUGCAAAGCACUUGCUCCCGAGUACGAGACGGCGGCUACCACACUUAAGGAGAAGGACAUCGCCCUCGUCAAGGUCGACUGCACAGAGGAGCAGGAUCUAUGCCAGGAGUACGGCGUUGAGGGCUACCCCACCCUCAAGGUCUUCCGCGGCCCCGAGAAUGUCUCGCCUUACGGUGGACAGCGCAAGGCCGACAGCUUGAUCUCGUACAUGACCAAGCAGGCUCUCCCCGCCGUUUCCGACGUCACAAAGGACACUCUCGAGGAGUUCAAGACUGCCGACAAGGUCGUUCUCGUCGCCUACUUCGCCGCCGACGACAAGGCCUCCAACGAGACCUUCACCUCGGUCGCCAACGGUCUCCGUGACAACUUCCUCUUCGGAGCCACCAACGACGCCGCCCUUGCCAAGGCUGAGGGUGUCAAGCAGCCCGGCCUCGUCCUCUACAAGUCCUUCGACGACGGCAAGGACGUCUUCACCGAGACCUUCGAUGCGGACGCUAUCCGCGAGUUCGCCAAGGUCGCCUCUACCCCUCUCAUUGGUGAGGUCGGCCCCGAGACCUACGCCGGAUACAUGGCCGCUGGCCUUCCCCUCGCAUACAUCUUCGCUGAGACUCCCGAGGAGCGCGAGGAGUUCGCCAAGGAGCUGAAGCCCCUCGCUCUCAAGCACAAGGGCGCGAUCAACUUCGCCACCAUCGACGCCAAGUCCUUCGGCCAGCACGCUGGUAACCUUAACCUGAAGGUCGGCACCUGGCCCGCUUUCGCUAUCCAGCGCACCGAGAAGAACGAGAAGUUCCCCUACGACCAGGAGGCCAAGAUCACCGAGAAGGAGAUUGGCAAGUUCGUCGACGACUUCCUCGCUGGCAAGGUCGAGCCCAGCAUCAAGUCUGAGCCCAUUCCCGAGUCCAACGACGGCCCCGUCACCACCAUCGUCGCCCACAACUACAAGGAUGUCGUCAUCAACAACGACAAGGACGUCCUCGUUGAGUUCUACGCUCCCUGGUGCGGUCACUGCAAGGCUCUUGCUCCCAAGUACGAGGAGCUCGGCCAGCUCUACGCUUCCGAUGAGCUCUCUAAGCUUGUGACCAUUGCCAAGGUUGACGCCACCGCCAACGACGUUCCCGAUGAGAUCCAGGGUUUCCCCACCAUCAAGCUCUUCCCCGCUGGCAAGAAGGACUCCCCAGUUGACUACUCUGGCUCCCGCACUGUUGAGGACCUCGUCCAGUUCAUCCAGGAGAACGGAUCACACAAGGCCGAGGCCAGUAUUGGCGAGGCCGUCGAAGGUACGACUGAAAAGCUCGCUGAACAGGCCAUGGCCGCCUCCGAAGUUGCCGCUAAGUCCGCCGCAGAUGCUACUGAAUCCGCCAAGGCCAGUGCCUCUUCCGCCACCGACUCUGCCGCCUCCGCCGCAUCAGAGGGUACCGAGACCGUCAAGUCCGGCGCCUCUGUCGCUUCCGACUCAGCCUCGUCAGCCGCAUCUGAGGCUUCGGCCUCGGCCUCGAGCGUCAAGGACGAGUUGUAAAUAACUCGCUUCUUGAGUUUCUUUGGUUGCUUUGGCGCUUUCACGUGUACCAGUACCCCUUUCAGCAUUUGAUCACUUUUCAUACAUGCUGAGGUAUAUGCGUACAAAAUGGUUAUGAUUACAUGGGGGAAUGACACGGUUCUCGUUUUCUUACUUGGGACCAUGGGUAGCGUUAGCUAAUGGAGUUCCGGUUUUAUCUUCAUCAUCAUAGCUGAAUCUGCUUUGCGAAUGCA
Molecule: messenger RNA, 1992 nt
Organism: Alternaria rosae
Lineage: Eukaryota; Fungi; Ascomycota; Dothideomycetes; Pleosporales; Pleosporaceae
Product: protein disulfide-isomerase
Exons: 3
Coding region: 98-1759 (553 amino acids)
Biological process (GO): protein folding; response to endoplasmic reticulum stress
Cellular component (GO): endoplasmic reticulum
Molecular function (GO): protein disulfide isomerase activity
Source: RefSeq, a predicted model, not a curated record